Molecule: messenger RNA, 2833 nt
Organism: Calypte anna (Anna's hummingbird)
Lineage: Eukaryota; Metazoa; Chordata; Aves; Apodiformes; Trochilidae
Gene: FADS1
Product: fatty acid desaturase 1
Exons: 13
Coding region: 256-1407 (383 amino acids)
Biological process (GO): lipid metabolic process
Cellular component (GO): membrane
Molecular function (GO): oxidoreductase activity, acting on paired donors, with oxidation of a pair of donors resulting in the reduction of molecular oxygen to two molecules of water
Source: RefSeq, a predicted model, not a curated record
GUUCCACCAGUUUGCAGAGGCCCCCUGAGCAGACACAAGAAGAAGGAGUUAAUCCAUGGGAAAGAAGAGUUCCUCUGCUGCCUCCACGAGACCUCCUGAAUCCCUGAGUAUGGCAAGAGCAGCAGAACCAACCUCUGCUGACAACUGGCAGCUUGUACCUGGACAGGAAAACCUUCCCUGCUUAGAGGUGGAUGAAUCAAGCAGCCUCCAUGGUGUCUUCUCCUGGGCUGAAGAGAAAAGAAAACCACAGAUUUUAUGCCAGAAGAAGCUUUGAAGGAUCCUUUCAUAGCUUUUCAUCUUGACAAGACACUAGUGAGAAAGUACAUGAGCCCACUCUUGAUUGGGGAGCUGGCACCAGAUCAACCCAGCUUUGAGCCCAGCAAGAAUAAAAAGCUGGUAGAAGAUUUCCGUGAGCUCCGUGCCACUGUGGAGAAGAUGGGGCUUUUCAACCCCAGCUGCACCUUUUUCAUGCUUUAUCUCUGUCACAUCCUGGUGCUGGAUGUUGCAGCCUGGCUCACCAUCUGGUAUUUUGGAGCAUCCACUCUGCCUUUUCUCUUCUCUGCAGUGCUUCUGGGAACUGUUCAGGCCCAGGCUGGCUGGCUCCAGCAUGAUUUUGGACACCUUUCAGUCUUUAGCAAAUCCAGAUGGAACCACUUGGUGCACAAGUUCGUGAUCGGCCAUCUGAAGGGAGCACCAGCCAGCUGGUGGAAUCACCUCCACUUCCAGCACCACGCUAAACCCAACUGCUUCAGGAAAGACCCUGAUGUGAACAUGCACCCCUUGUUUUUUGCCUUGGGAAAAACACUCUCUGUAGAGCUGGGGGUACAAAAGAAGAAAUUCAUGCCUUACAACCACCAGCACAAGUACUUCUUCAUCAUUGGUCCCCCAGCUCUGGUGCCUCUUUACUUCCAGUGGUACGUUUUCUACUUUGUGGUGCAGAGGAAACAGUGGGUGGACCUGGCCUGGAUGUUGACCUUCUACAUCCGAUUCUUCCUCACCUACUUGCCCUUGCUGGGGCUGAAGGGUAUCCUGGGCCUUCAUCUCUUAGUCAGGUUUAUAGAGAGCAACUGGUUUGUCUGGAUCACACAAAUGAAUCACAUCCCAAUGCACAUUGAUUAUGAUCAGAAUGUGGACUGGUUCUCUACCCAGCUCCAGGCAACCUGUAAUGUUCAUCAGUCCUUUUUCAAUGACUGGUUUAGUGGACAUCUGAACUUCCAAAUCGAGCACCACCUUUUCCCUACAAUGCCUCGACACAACUACUGGAAGGUGGCUCCUUUGGUGAAGUCCCUGUGUGCCAAACAUGGAAUAGAGUACCAGUGCAAGUCAUUGCUCACUGCCUUUGCAGACAUAGUGUACUCUUUGAAAGAUUCAGGGCAGCUCUGGCUUGAUGCCUAUCUGCAUACAUAAGAAGCAGUUGGGUCCUUCCAGAGGAAUUCCCCACCCUCUUUGCCUUCUGUGGUGAACUCCAAGAAGAUAACUCCAAGAAGAUACUGAACAGAGGAGAAGAGAGCUGGCUAAGCCAGAGGUGGGGAGGUGGCACUGCUUAAUUCCAUUGCUGAAUGUGAUUAAUAUGAUUUUCUUUUUUUUUUUUUUUAAGAUGUGUUCAUAGUUCUUGUGCUUCUUUCAUUCUUCUUCUCUGGUGCUGAGAGAGGGAGGAAAAGCUGAAUGGAGGAGCUUAUGUUCCACCAAGCUGGACACAGCUUUAGGACCUGGAGCAGAUUCCUUUCUGGCUGCUGACUCUUGGUUUGCUGAGUAUAGAGGAGGGAAAUCUCUCAUCUAACAUAGAUCUUUGUGUGGUGGCUGUCAGAAUGACCACAGUGAGAAAGCUGAGACACUGUGAACUCAAGGAAUGUGGGAGCUACUGGAAUGAGGAAGCAAUAAGGACUCUGUGUGUGGUAUUUUAAAAUACCUGUGUGUAAUUAACAAUGGCAAGAAAAAUGCCCAAACCAAGGGGCAGUGGGGAGGGCCUGACAGCUCAAACUCGUUUGUGUGUAGGUAGGUGAGGUGGAGAAGGUGCAGGCAGCAGUUCUGUAGGAAUAAUCAUGAGGAAAAAGAUAGAUUUAGAGCCCUAACAGAGGCAGAGAACAGGAAAAUGCAGGUUAUUCCCCAGGCAUGUGGAUGUGACAGCUCAGUAUUCCAGAUUCUGGGAAUGCUGCCAUCCACAUCUCUUCUGUGCUGAAGGCCUCUGGAUUAUUUGCCCACUGGUGACCUCCCGUGGGGUCUCUGCAAGUGGUUACCACAGUGUCAAACUUCUGAGUGUUACUGAGCCUGGUGCUGGAAGUCAGAGGAGAUGGAAGUAUGGCACAGCCAAGGUCUGUGGUCACCUCAAGCUUCACUCUUUUUUUGAGUGUUUAAUUAAGUGGAAAGAACUCAGGACUUGUGGACCAUCAAGCAGGAGAUGUUCCUGUCCAAGCUGCAGACAAGUUUAAUGAAGGUAUAAAAGCAUUAAGAAGGGAGACAUCAGCCAACACAUUGCUGGUCAUUCUCUGCUGGAUGAUGUGCCUUCAAAACACACCUCAAGAGGGGAUGUAGAAGUUUUCUUGGGAUGUGCAUCUCCUGGUGUCAGGAGACACCCCAAUAUUACAGGUGCCAAACCAGGAUGUAGCACUCAUGGCUCCAUCACCCUGUCACCUGUGACAGGUGGCUUAAGUUUCCAGAAGGGAUGGGUUGAUUUUGAGGAAUUCAUGGUGCUUUUUUUUUUCUUGUGAGGGAAUGGAAGAAGCUCAUCUUCUCAGGCCAAAAGUGUUGUUAAACACAGGAUAAAAUUGUAAUGGAAAUAAUAAAAUAAUCAUUGAUACCUGGUGAUAAAAACCAUAAAGGAAAUGGGCCCUUA